AUGAAAGUCUUUGAGUACCGCCUCGUGCUGCCCAUGACCCCGGAGCAGUACAAACGCUGCCAGCUGUACAUGGUGGCCAAGGCGAGUUUGGAAGAUGCAACAAAGGCGGAGGCCGAGGGCGCAGCGAACGACUGCAUGGAGAUCCUCAAGAACGAGGAGUACCAGAGCGAAGAAGGCGACACCGGCCAGUAUACGCAUAAGAGAAUAAAUAUCGCCAACAAACUUCCAGGGUGGCUCGUCAGCUGGGUCGACGCGCGCCUGACGGUUUUUGACGAAAAAUCGUGGAACGCCUUCCCUCAUCUCAAAACGACUUACGACUGUGAACUCUUCUCCAAGGCGAAGGUUUCGAUGAUCAGCCACCACUUGCCGGGGGUUCAGACUGACGACAAUGCACUCGCUCUGGAUGCGGCGAUGCUGGCCCAGAGGAAAGUUGUGGUGAUUGACAUCGUGAACGAUCCUGUCGCGUCUAAAGCCUACGUCGAGUCGGAGGACCCGACGCGCUUCCACUCGAAGAAGGCACACAUCGGCCCCCUUCGGAAAGACUGGAUGACAAACAUUCCGCUCGUCCCGGACGUCCCUGUGGCGGCGAGCGAGGGGGAUUCGCACGAGCACCAGGGAGAACGCGCGGCGGCGCCUCGAGCGAAGCACGCGGCGCGGCUGCACGGCGAAGCGGAAGAAAAAGCCGAGACGGUCCCCGGCACCCAGACUCCCUCAGCCGACGGAUCGCAUGCCGCGGGAGAGCACGCGAAACUGCGACCGCAGUACCCCAUCAUGACGUGCUACAAACUCUUUGUGAUCGACUUCCCGUACUUUGGCUUCAUGGCCAACAGAGUCGAAAACUGGAUCACCGGUGCGAUGCGCGACGUCCUCCUCAACUACCACAGGAAGGCCGUGUGCUGGAUGGACGAAUGGUACGAGCUCUCCAUGGCAGAUAUCCGGAAGAUGGAGGACGACGUAAAAAGAAAACUUGACGCCAUUCGCGGGCAAACGGCCCCGCCGCUCCCGCCUCCUUCCUCUGAGGCAGGGAAGGACGAGGCAGUGCAGGACGGCCAUGACGCGGUCGUAAAAAGCGGCGGACGACUCGCGGCUGGCGCGGCCGCUGGGGCGCCAGGCAGCCCUGGCUCCGAGGGCGAGGAGACCCGCGACGAAGACGUGCACGGGGCCGACAACGGGUGGAGUUCACCUAGCGAUGACGAGGUGGAUCUCGACUCGGCAGAAAAGGAUCUGGGCAUGGAUCUCCAGGCAACUCUUCCGUUUGCUGUCACUGUCGACACUUUGGCUCCUUGGAGCCUCGACGCCCCUGGCAUCUUUGCUCUCUCUUCGAAAAAGCCAGGGGGACUCGGCGGCGACCAACUCUCCCAGCUCUCUCGCUCCGCCUCGCGUCACGACGCCGGACCGCCGGGGACAGCUGCGGCAGGGAAUGCGACGACUUCGCUCGCUGCAGAGCCUCCCAAGGAGACGAUUCUUCACUCCGGAUUCCUGUAUAAACUCGGCGAUGGAUUGUGGAACACAACGUGGAACUUGCGAUACGUCGUGCUGAAAGGGAGUCGUCUGCAGUAUUUCAACGACCCCAGAGAAGCCCGCGCGAAAUGCGUCGUCGAUCUUGAGGGGGCUGAGAUUACGUGGACCGGAGAGAUGCGCGGGCGGAGCCACUCUUUCCACGUCCACCCUGCAUGCAAACGUUCCAUGCACUUUUGUGGGGAGACAGCGGAGGCUUCUCGCCAGUGGAUGGCAUGGCUCCAGGCGGCGUCGCAGAAUGCGGAUCACGGCCCGCCGGAGCGCAGGCGUUUUUCCUCCUUCUCUUGCUCCCACCAUUUCCUCCCGAAAUCCUUCUCGCCUUCUCUCGCUGCGCGAGCGCCGUAUGACCCCCUCGGCGCCUCCUCACGCGGCGAGCGCUCUUGCCCCGCCGUGCGGAUGCCUCCGGCAGCAGAGACCCGUUGCUCAGACGCAGACGCGGAAGCCUCCCCCUCGUCGCGGCAACAUGCAGAUCUGCUCGGGGCGGCUAGCCAGCUUUCCGACGUGCCGAGGAAAGAGUCGGGAGACGACCAGGACACGCGAGAAGGAUCCGCUCGAGGCGCUGGGGAGGACGAACGCAGAGCCGAAGGGAAAGACGCGCGAGGCUUCCAAGGCGAAGAAGGUGCGAUGUCAAGGAACCGGAGCUUCGGCACCUUCGCGUCCGGCGGUGGCCUUCACCCUCGCGCGGGUCUGUGCGGCCGAGCACCCGGAGAAGGCGGAGUCUGCGACUUGCUGGCCUCUCCUGAGGUAACUCCGGAUCUCGAGUACUGCGUUCGCCGCCUCAGGUUCCUGCUGUCCAGGCGCGCAAGGCCGCGCUUUUCGCCCGCGCGAAACGAAGACGACAUCCGCGUGUCUGUGAAAGACGCCUUCCAGUGGAUCUCCCUCCCGCCCCCCAGGGCGGUUCACAUUCAGGUGUCUCCUGUCUCCUCCAGCGCUCUCCCGGCUUCCGCUGGAGAGGGACACGGAGACAGUAGCCGAGAAGGCGAGGGCGACAGCGCCGCACGAGGAGAGGACGACCAGAGAGCGAAUGAGGGCACAGGGGCGAGGCACGUCGCUGCAUGCGCAGAGUUUUCGGAGGGAACGUCGCGGUUGGCGAAAGCUCGGGCGAUUCUGUGUCUGGUUCUGCCGAUCGUCCUGCCAGCGUUCGCGCUGUACCAGUGCGUGAUUCUCGGUCUCCAAGGCGCCGCCGUCCUCUCUGCUGUCUCUUCCAAUUUCCUCCGCUUCUUCUCCUCGCUCUUCGCCCUGUGCGUCUCGCUAUCACCUUUUUCGGGUCUCCAGAGCUCGAGUGCCUCCGGCGUGUCCCUUUUCUCCUCUUCACUUGCACGUUUGUCUGCCUGGUGCGCGUCAACCGAUCCCUUGGCAGGCGAAGGCUCUGUUUCCUUCGCGUGCCUCUUCGCCGCUGCGCGUCUUGUCUCUGAAGCGCUGGCCAACAAUCUCCUUCUCUUCGCCCUGCGCGUCUCCCUCUGGAUUCUCUUCCCCUUCUUCCUCGGCAUGAAGCUCGCGAGCCGCUCUCGCCUCUUCAACCCAGACAGUCCCCACCCCCACCCGCCCUCGUCUUCCUUCGCGCGCCAGUCGCGCACGAGCAGCGCCCUGUCCGUCUCUCCGUCCGCCGCGUCUCGUGCUCCAGCAGAGCGAGGAAGAAAAGCGGGCGUCGAGCUAGCGGCGCCCUUGAGUUCAGAAGGCCGCGACCUCGUCGUCAAGGCAAACUGCGUGGUGAACGCGACGGCAGAGGAACUCUUUCUCCUCCUCAUGGAUGUGGAGCUUAUGGGUUCCUGGAUGCUCGGCCACCACUCCUCUCCGCGCGUCGUCUCCGAGUCUAUCCACUCGGACUUCCUCUCGCUGUCUUUCUCGCCCUCGCUUUUGCUCUCGUCGUCUCCCGCGGCGACAGCUGAGGCGUUCCUGGCUGCCUGCACGCCCCGAGGUCCCGCCGGCCACGCCCUGUGCCCGGGCCAACCCCACAGAGGCGGUCUGGCCGAGAAGGCCUCCGUCGCCUUGUCGGCUGCGCGGGUCGGGAUGUCCUCGCCCUUGGCCUGGUUCAGCAGCGAUCUCGCGGCGGGCGUCGCCUCAGCCGGCGCCGCGCUCGCGGGGCCUCUGCUCCCGCUCCUCCUCCGCGACCGGGUUCUGCCUUGGCGCCGCUGGUGGGGACAGACUCGAGACGGCAGCUUCGUCAUCAUCUUCCACUCGGAGCAGCUUUUCGCCGAGAGUUGCAUGCGCUCCGGCGUGUGGCACUCCUGCGGGCGGAGUGGGGAGAGGGACAGGGGCCCGACGGAGAGGCGGAGCAGGAGACACCGGUUGACAGGGGCCGAGAGCGGGGGACGGCGCGAAACGCAGAGACAGAUGGAGGAGGGAGGCGGACAGUUAGGCGACGGCCGGGGGGAGGAACCCGUAGCCCUGAAGACGGUUGUGGGAAAACUUCUUUUUCUAGGCGAAAGGUGCGCACAGUGGGUGCUGUCGGGAGGACGGCGGGAAGGUCUGACGGCAGGCAAAGCGCGAAACCGUCAAAGGCCUACGCUCUUUCACCGGCUGCUGCUCUUUCUGCGGGAGGCCUUCCCUAUCGCUGUCCAUCCGUUCGUCCAUUUCUUUGGACCGCGGAGACCGACGCCCACGAAGGCAGGUGAAGGAGAACAGAGGGGACUCGACACGCCCUGGGAGACCACCGAAGAUGCCGUCCUCGCCUCUGGAUUCGAGGCCUUCGUUAUCACGCCCCUGUCGCCUUCUCUUGAGCAACUCGCCCUCAACGAGCUCGUUGACCCGCCUCGCAGUCCAGUGCCUGCGGGAUCGAGUGCAGACCGCGACUCUCGAAGUGUCUCCCCCGGGGCCGACGCACCGCUAGUUGGGCUCCAGAGCCCUAGCGCCGCGGCCGGCUCACCACCCUGUCUUCUGACGUUCGUCUCCGCCGUCGACUGGGGCGGUGAAAUGCCCAGGUGGCUCAGGGAACGCAUUUCUCUCUUGCGGGCCGACCGGAUUCUCCGAGGAGCAAAGCUUGAAGGCGAAAUUCGACGCGCCAGAAAACGCCUCUUCCCAGGCGACCAAGAGCUCGUCACUGAAGGCCUGCUUGAGACGCUGGACGCAGACGGCGCCAGUCAGGCAAGCGACGAAGACGAAGUGUCGCCUUCUCCCUCUUCAAAUUCUCCCUCGUUCUCUCCGCCUGAGCAGUCUGUUCCUGCUGAGGCUGCCGACGCAGCCCCUCUUGGUCCGGUGGACGCGAGGCAGCGACAAGAGCCGAAGAAGGAAGGGAAGCAAGAAAGCGGAGAGACGCAGAACGAGAGAGACGGAGGAGCUGCCGCACGGAGACUCCCGAUUAACAUGCACCUGCCGUUCGCGCGGGAAUUCAAGCGGUCCCCACAGGGAGGCCUCGUGGCUCUUAACCAGGCGGCUGUCGACGACCAGAAGGCCGUCUUCCUCGAACUCGUCCGAAACUGCGGAGAAUCCGUUCGGGAAGGACGCGGCCUCGUCGACGUCUCGCUCCCCGUGUCGAUGCUCCAGCCAGAAUCUCUGCUCGCCUUUCUCGGCAAGUGCUGGAGCUACGCCCCGCUCUGUCUCUCCAGAGCCGCCGACCCCCAGGCAGAUGCCCUCGAGCGGUUCAGGUGGACUGUCACGUUCGCGGUGACAUCUCUGCACUUCGGGUGUUGUCAACAGAAGCCUUUCAAUCCGCUCUUGGGCGAAACGUAUCAAGGCCACUGGUCCGACGGGACCGAACUUUUCUUGGAACAGACGGCGUGCGAGCCUCCAGUGACUGCCUUUUUGGCGCGGAGCUCCGACGGUCUUUUCUCCUUCUGGGGACAGUUCGCGUUCCACGCCCAGCUGAAAGGCAACUACGGCGUCUUGUGUCAAGAAGGCGAGACGGUGGUGUCCUUCCCCCGGGCGAAGACGGAGAUUCGUUUCUCGCAGCCGACGGCGAAAGUCAGCGGACUGCUGUGGGGGCCGCGCGUGUUUGAGCGGGGAGGCCAGAUGGCGUUUCGCGAUGAACGCAAUCGCCUCGCUUGCUGUCUUCAAUUCGGCGUCUCUGGGGAGCCGUCCACGCCGCCCUCUCAGGUGCCCAGCGACUCUUUCUACGGAGAAAUAAAAGACACAGAAACCGGGGCGACCAGGAGCAUCGUCACCGGAUCGUGGAUAGACGAGGUUAACUUUGACGGGAAAACCUACUGGAACGCCCACAGCUUCCCUCCCGCCUCCUUGGAGGCGUGCCCCGAAUCCGCCGCCCUCCCCACAGACAGUCGGUUCCGACAAGACAUCCUUUGUCUCCGCGAAGGCCUCUUCGAAGAAGCCCAGGAGUGGAAGCUCGCACUCGAAGCCAUUCAGCGCCGUGACAGGCGAGUCUCUGUCGCACUUCCCUGUGUGCUUGCCGCUUUUCUCCCGCCGCUUCCCUGA
Molecule: messenger RNA, 5886 nt
Organism: Neospora caninum
Lineage: Eukaryota; Apicomplexa; Conoidasida; Eucoccidiorida; Sarcocystidae
Exons: 22
Coding region: 1-5886 (1961 amino acids)
Biological process (GO): phospholipid transport
Molecular function (GO): lipid binding
Source: RefSeq, a predicted model, not a curated record